Blastomyces gilchristii SLH14081 is the source of this 798-nucleotide messenger RNA. RefSeq lists its product as uncharacterized. The transcript is spliced from 6 exons. Lineage: Eukaryota; Fungi; Ascomycota; Eurotiomycetes; Onygenales; Ajellomycetaceae. Bases 1 to 798 code for a protein of 265 amino acids. The record is from RefSeq and is a predicted model, not a curated record.
AUGGAGGGCCUUCCACCGCCGUCCAAGGCACCGCCAUUCCCUAUCGUGACAGCUGAUCAGAGGUCAGUUCUGGGCGUAGCAACUGCGUACAGUAUCAUUCCAACGCUGGAAGUUUCUCUGCGCAUACUUGCUCGAAACGUUGCGAGGAGAUCGCUCGAAGCAAUUGACUAUUGUAUCAUUGCCGCAUUGGCGUUGGAAUCCGUCAGUAUCACAGGCGUUAUCCAAGGUGGAAUUGGAUGUGGACACACGAUACAGGUCAUCCAGGAAUCCGGACCGGAACCCGCAAUCAAGCUUCUGAAGCUUCUCAUCCCUCUUCAAUUCCUCUGGGUUCUCAGCCUAAGCUUCUGCAAAGUGUCUAUCCUCCUGCUAUACUCAAGGAUAGGAAGAGGAGCUAUGGUAUUCAUCGCUGCAUGGGCAAUCGCGACCAUUAUUGCGGGCUGCACCAUUUGCCGUCUCUUCGCGUACAAUUGGGACCAGUCAAUCCCUGGCGGGGAGUGCGGUGACCAGGUCCUCUCAUUCACCAUCACUGAACCUACGUCGUCAGUACCGUCCGCAUACACACCCUCUCCUCCAUGGAUUUCAAAGACAUCACCGUCUCAAUUCCCCCAGCAAAACAUUUUCUCCGGCCUCGAACCCAGCGUAGCCGUAACCCUAUCCUGCAUUCCGCUCCUACGGCCCCUACUAAACCGCUCCAAGUACGGCUCUGAUGGCACACCCGGGUAUCCUGCCAUCAAACACCACCGGCGCGUCGAAAAGCAGCGGACCCAGCGGUGGCCGUGGCUUCGAGCAGUUGAAUGA